UCAGGGUUAUAUACAAGUAUACAUGUUAUAAAACACUGAACACAAGGCAUUAUUAUUUCUUUUAAUUGGAGUACUAAACACUUUGCACCAGGAUUUUAGCGAUGUUUGGGAACGCUCUACUGAGUCUAUUGAUCGCUGAUGUCCUGUGGCAAUGCCUGGCAUACCCGUCAGGCUCACCCGGCUGUAAACAAGAUGAGGCUCCCAAAAAAGAUUACGAUUUCGUCCCAUUUCACUCGGGACCAGUAAACGACGAGAACCUUCCUUAUUAUGUGAAUUCUACGAAAUCUGGAAAAGAAUGGACAGUGGUGAUUUGGGCUUGGAAUAGUUACUUUAAAGGAUUCCUCCUACGAGUUAUGCCAAUGAAUCCCUCUGAAACAGUAACAGGAAGUUACAUCACAAUGCCUAGCAACACACGGAGCUGUUCAGAUACAGAUGCCACACACAGUAAUGCUAAUACCAAUCACCUAGCAUUGACCUUUGUAUGGAAACAGAGUAGUGAAAUGUCGGGGGAUGUGUAUUUCAAAGCUACUAUUGUUCAUAGUAAAACCACAAACUACAAAAUAACCACUUCUCUGCCUAAGUUCUCGGUCGUGCGAGAUCCAGAAUGUGGAUCCUCUAAAGAAUGCCUGUCUGACUGCCACGGUGGUACCUGUACCUACCAAGUCAGCUGGCAAAAAAAUGGAAAUCUCAUCAGGUUUGAAUUUCUACAGGACUUUGGAGCCGGCAAUAAAUAUCAAGCUUUAGGAUUAUCAGACGAUCAAAAAAUGGGUAAUGACAGUGUAAUGGUUUGUAAGGCCUAUGGAGGAAAGGUGGAAAUUGAGCAAGGAUACAACAUCCCCAGUAUGUUUAAGUUUAGACCAAUCACCGACCCAAACGACACAGAAAUCAGUGUUAUAGAAACAUCCCAGAUAGACAAUGUGAUCAGGUGUGUGGUUGAGCGGACCAUUAACAGUACGAAUCCAGAGGUCUUCAGCUUAUCUCAGCCCUGGUACGUCCUACAUUCCAUGGGAGCUGUUAUAGAUGGCAAUGUUAGCUAUCAUUACACCACAAAAACAGCCUCCCCCAGUGAAGUAAACUUCUUGUCAGUGGGGACUGUACACACAACAGCUGUGUCUUCAACUACGACGACACUCAAAGCUACCACUACACUACAGACCACGACUUCUGCAUCUAACAUUUCCCCUGACCCAGAAUGUGGGACCACCAAAGGUUGUCUGGAAAGUUGUAGUGGAACCAGAUGCACUUAUAUGAUAACUUGGCAAAAGCGAAAUGACUUAGUAAGAUUUGAAAUGAUGCAAAUGUCACUGGGAAACCAAUAUCAAGCCAUUGGACUUUCAAGUGAUGCCAAAAUGGGUGGUGACAGUGUGAUGUCAUGUAAAGUAAACAGUGGAAUGGUGUCAUUUGAGCUGGGAUAUACCACUGGGACAUCAUAUUUAGCUCUUCCAAGUUUGGCAGGGAGUGGCGUGAGAGUCCUAGAGACCUCGCAGACAGCAGGCAGGGUGAGGUGUGUGGUGGAGCGGACUCUGGACAGUAUCAACCCCAAGGUGUUCAGUCUGACACAGAAGUGGUAUUUACUCAGAUCCACCGGACCUCUGGCAGGUGACACUGUAACAAAACAUAGUACAAAGUCUGCCAGCAGUUCCCCUGUAGAUUUCCUAUCAACUUCACUUGUGACAGAGGAACAGCCAGAUAAUCUCAUGGUCAAAAUUCAUGGAUCCUUCAUGAUAAUUGCCUGGGUGAUGUUCUCAAGCAUUGGAAUUGUCACAGCCAGGUUCUUUAAGAAUGGAUGGGAAGGAACUACUUUAAUGGGACAAAAAGUCUGGUUCCAGAUUCAUCGGACAUGUAUGGUUUUAGUCUUUACUUUCACUGUGUCAGCCUUUGUUGUGAUAUUUGUGGAUGUUGGGGGAUAUAGAGAGGUUGUGGUAGAGGAAUCAAAAGGUUAUCUGAGAUACCACCCAAUACUGGGCAUCAUUGUCACUUCACUAACUGUUAUAAAUCCAAUAAUGUCGCUGUUCAGAUGUGCACCCACGGAUAGGAGGCGACCGAUAUUUUACAUAGCCCACUUUACAGUUGGUACUGUUGCACAUAUUUUAGCUGCAAUCACAGUUUUAUUUGGAAUGAAUAUAGACAGGGCCAGUCUCCCAGCGGAGGCUUCAUACAUCAUGUACGCUUAUAUAGCAGUCUUUGUUAUCAUAGAGAUAUCACUGGAGCUGCUAAAACUCUGUCAGACACAAUCUGAUGAUGCUAGUAGCCAUGUUGCCAUAGAAAUGAAAUACAUUGCUGACAAAGAUGAAAAAAGCAUCAAAUUUGAAGAAAAUCCAGUGAUACGAAAGGAAAUAUUUCUGUAUUUUCACAUUUUCCUUAUGGUUGGAUUUUGUUCUUCCUUGGUUGUACUUUUGAUAAUGUCCUAG
Molecule: messenger RNA, 2411 nt
Organism: Saccostrea cuccullata (small rock oyster)
Lineage: Eukaryota; Metazoa; Mollusca; Bivalvia; Ostreida; Ostreidae
Product: putative ferric-chelate reductase 1
Exons: 19
Coding region: 102-2411 (769 amino acids)
Cellular component (GO): membrane
Source: RefSeq, a predicted model, not a curated record